AUGGUAGAAGAAGCUCCAGCACCGGCCAGCUCGGCCCCCGCCAAGGCUCCUAAAAAGAAGACCGCGACCAAACCCAAGAAAGCGGGUCCCAGCGUCGGCGAGCUGAUCGUCAAAGCUGUUUCCGCUUCCAAGGAGAGGAGCGGCGUGUCCCUGGCCGCCCUGAAGAAAGCUCUGUCUGCAGGUGGAUACGACGUGGAGAAGAACAACUCCCGCGUCAAACUCGCCGUCAAAAGCCUGGUGACCAAGGGCAUCCUGGUGCAGACCAAGGGCACCGGCGCCUCAGGAUCUUUCAAGCUCAACAAGAAGCAGACCGAGGCGAAGAAGCCCGCCGCUCCUAAAGUGAAAAAGGCCGCAAAGAAGCCCAAGAAGAUAACAGCCAAGAAGCCCGCCGCUAAGAAGUCCCCCAAGAAGGCCAAGAAACCCGCUGCUGCCGCUAAGAAAGCCACAAAGAGCCCCAAGAAGGCUAAGAAGCCGGCGACCCCCAAGAAGGCAGCCAAGAGUCCUAAAAAAGCCAAGGCAGCCAAACCCAAAACCGCUAAGCCCAAAGCGGCCAAGGCCAAAAAAGCUGCACCCAAGAAGAAGUGA
This is a messenger RNA of Trichomycterus rosablanca, 585 nucleotides long. RefSeq names its product histone H1-like. Gene Ontology annotation, molecular function: double-stranded DNA binding; nucleosomal DNA binding; structural constituent of chromatin. Gene Ontology annotation, biological process: negative regulation of DNA recombination; chromosome condensation; nucleosome assembly. The record is from RefSeq and is a predicted model, not a curated record. The transcript has a single exon. Gene Ontology annotation, cellular component: nucleosome; nucleus. Lineage: Eukaryota; Metazoa; Chordata; Actinopteri; Siluriformes; Trichomycteridae. The coding region runs from base 1 to 585 and encodes 194 amino acids.